AUGUGGUGCAGACAACGGUCACUCUGGGAUCAGGAAUGGAACAGUAUUGUCUUUAGUGACGAGUCUCGAUUUUGUUUAGUCAUGCACGAUGGUCGUGCCAGGGUUAGAAGGCGACGUGGUGAAAGGAGGAAUCCACAGUCACCUUUAAUCUUCAUCAGAGGUAACAUGAAAGCGCAGCGUUAUAUCCACGAAGUUCUAGAACCCCAUCUUUUACCCUAUCUUGACACCCUGGCAGAUCCAACUUUCCAACAAGAUAAUGCCCGACCACAUGUUGCAAGAGUCACAAUAGACUUCUUUCAACAUAAUGAUGUCACAUUGUUACCAUGGCCACCAAGAUCUCCCGAUUUAUCCCCAAUUGAGCACGUGUGGGAUAUCAUGGGUAGGAGAUUGCUCAAUUUGCAACGUCCUCCUCAGACUCUAGAAGCACUUCGAGAGGAGUUGGUGGUUGCCUGGAAUGAGAUACCACAGGAGGACAUUGACCACCUGAUCAGAAGCAUGCCUAGGCGCGUUGGAGAAUGCGUAGCACAUCAGGGUGCAUCCACACAUUAUUACAGUCAAGAAUAACAACAUGUCAUAUAGAAAUGCGCCACACAAAUACGGUGUUCCUAAAUCAACGCUGGAAUUCAAAAUAAAAAAUCCUGGACAUAAAGACACAUGCGGUCCAAAUCCAAUUCUUUCAGCAAGAGUUAAUUUAGUUAGGUGGAUAGAAGAGCUGGUAACAACAGGAUUUGCUAGGAAACGAGAUAAAAUCUUGAAUAGCGUUCAAAAAUGUUUGACUGAAAAUCCACGGC
Acanthoscelides obtectus is the source of this 791-nucleotide messenger RNA. The record is from the annotation of a GenBank genome assembly. Lineage: Eukaryota; Metazoa; Arthropoda; Insecta; Coleoptera; Chrysomelidae.